GGUCUCCCGGGAAAGUUGUGCCCGAGCUGCCAUCGGCUCAGAGCGGUUCCAGGAGCGGCAGCGGCGCGGCCGGGGGCUGCCGUGUGCGGGUGCCCUUCGGGGCGACACCCACUCCCCCGCCCACCCUACGGCCCCCUGCCCUUGGUGCUGGCGAUGACUCUGAACACGCAGCCCGGCAGCAGAAGCCCGCUGCGGCGGAGGGCCAGCACCCCGCUCCCGCGGCCGGGGGGCUCUGGGGCCACUUCGCGGGGUGAGCCCUGUCACCCCCAGCUCGGCCACACCGCCUCCGAGCCGGGCGGCAGGGCGCCCCGCGGCAGCUGCUCCCCCGGUUCCUCGGGCUCGGCCAGCCUCAGGAACCCCCGGUACCGAGUGGUGCUGCUGGGUGACCCCGGCGUGGGGAAGACCAGCCUGGUUAACCUCUUCGCCGGCGUCCAGGAGAGGGACCUGCUGGAGCAGCAUGGAGGGGCCGCGUACGAGCGCAGGCUGACCGUGGAUGGCGAGGAGACCACGCUGCUGGUGCUGGACACCUGGGAGCCAGAGCGGGGUGAGGAAAGCCAGCGCCAUAGCCACUGCCUGCAGGUAGGAAACGCCUACAUCAUCGUUUACUCUGUCACUGACCGGGACAGCUUCGAGAGCGCCUCAGAGCUGCGCAUCCAACUGCGCCGUGCGCGCCAGGCUGAGGACAUCCCCAUCAUCCUGGUGGGCAACAAAACCGACCUGGUGCGGUGCCGUGAGGUGUCCGAGGAAGAGGGCCAGGCCUGCGCCGCUGUCUUCGACUGCAAGUUCAUUGAGACGUCGGCAGCUCUGCAGCACAACGUGGCCGAGCUCUUUGAGGGGGUGGUGCGGCAGAUCCGCCUGCGCCAAGGGGGCAAGAAGUCCCACCUGCACCCCAUGCCUGGCCAUAAGCACAAGGAGAGCCUCGCCAGCAGAGCCCGGCACUUCCUCGACAGGCUGGUGACCAGGAACAGCAGCAGAGUGGCCCUCAAAGUCCGUUCCAAGUCCUGCCAUGACCUGUCUGUGCUCUGAGAGUCACGGUCCUGUC
Molecule: messenger RNA, 1042 nt
Organism: Ficedula albicollis (Collared flycatcher)
Lineage: Eukaryota; Metazoa; Chordata; Aves; Passeriformes; Muscicapidae
Gene: REM1
Product: RAS (RAD and GEM)-like GTP-binding 1
Exons: 5
Coding region: 154-1026 (290 amino acids)
Biological process (GO): negative regulation of high voltage-gated calcium channel activity
Cellular component (GO): plasma membrane
Molecular function (GO): GTPase activity; GTP binding; calcium channel regulator activity
Source: RefSeq, a predicted model, not a curated record